Messenger RNA from Phyllostomus hastatus (greater spear-nosed bat), 1608 nucleotides. RefSeq names its product T-cell surface glycoprotein CD1a-like. The record is from RefSeq and is a predicted model, not a curated record. The transcript is spliced from 6 exons. Lineage: Eukaryota; Metazoa; Chordata; Mammalia; Chiroptera; Phyllostomidae. Gene Ontology annotation, biological process: antigen processing and presentation, endogenous lipid antigen via MHC class Ib; antigen processing and presentation, exogenous lipid antigen via MHC class Ib; positive regulation of T cell mediated cytotoxicity. Gene Ontology annotation, molecular function: endogenous lipid antigen binding; lipopeptide binding; exogenous lipid antigen binding. Bases 84 to 1136 code for a protein of 350 amino acids. Gene Ontology annotation, cellular component: external side of plasma membrane.
CAGAAGUGUUGUGGGGUAGGUUUCUUUAAAACAGAAAUCAAACACUAACUUUUCUGAGAGAAAGAAGUAACAUCUGUGCAGUAAUGCUAUUUUGGCAAAUUUCAUUGCUAGCAGUUCUCCUCGGAGGUGGUGACAAUGAAGACGCCUUUCCGGACCAAAUCCUCAGAGCCAUCGGUACUUUAUCCUUAUACAACCACUCCUGGACCCACAGUUGGGGCUCUGGUUGGUUGGGUGAGUUGCAGAUCAAGAGAUGGAAGAGCAACUCUGGUGGUUUUAUUUCCCUGCGGCCUUGGUCCAAUGGCAACUUCAACAACAAGGAGAUGAAAGAAAUAGAAGUGUUUGUCCAAAGGUCCCACAAUGAAUUCCUGAAUUUACUUCAUAAACAUGACGGUGAAUGGAUGCUUGAAUAUCCCUUCGAGGUACAAGCAACAUUUGGCUGUGAGCUGCACUCUGGGAAAGUCAAGGUAGACUUCUGGCAACUUGCUUAUCAGGGAUCAGACCUCCUGAGCUUCCAGAACAACACAUGGUUGCCAUCUCCAGAGGGUGGAACUAGAGCUCAGCAGGUGUGCAAAAUACUCAAUCAGCACACUGUCCCCAACAAAAUCAUGCAAUGGACUAUUAGUAACUCCUGCCCACGUUUCCUUUUGGGUCUCCUUGAUGCAGGGAAGGCAGAUCUCCAGAGACAAGUAAAACCAGAGGCCUGGCUGUCAACUCGCCCCAAUCCUGGUCCUGACCAUCUGUUGCUGGUUUGUCAUGUCUCUGGCUUCUACCCAAAGCCAAUUUCGGUUAUGUGGAUGCGAGGUGAACAGGCACAACAGAGCUCUCAACUAAGUGAUAUCCUGCCCAACGCUGAUGGGACAUGGUAUCUUCAGAUCUUCUUGGAUGUGGAAGCCACCGAGACAUCUGGCCUGUCUUGCCGGGUGACACACAGCAGUCUAGAAGGCCAGGACAUCAUCCUCUACUUGGAUCGUCCUAACUCCAAGGCCUUGAUCAUCUUGGCAGUGAUGCUACCCCUGCUGCUGCUUCUGACAGGUCUUGCAUUUUGGCUUAAAAAGUGCUGGACACAUUGUGUACCUCCUCCCACUCUUCUUCCUUUGGAGAGAUUCCAGCAGCCCAGGGACUCAAAACCUACUUAAAACUCAGCAUGGUGAUGAUGUCCUUUCAACUCUCUUUUGUACAAUUUUUGUUGUGGUUUACCUAUGUUUAUUUAAUGGUCUGUUAUUAAUGUAUACUAGUUGUCAUUUUGCAGGAUUUGCUUUCUGACCUGGUUGUGAGAUUUGAAAACUCAUAUUUUAACUCUGGAUAAAAUGAGAUCCUUGUGACCUCUCUAUACUGGAAAAUUAAUGAACUUCAGGCUCAUUUAGAAUGUCACUUCUUUUGGGGGGUGUUCCCUGACUCACAAGUGGAAGCAGUGUCUGAACUCCCACCACACUCUGCAGCAUACUUUGCCGACUUUCUACUUUCUAUCCUUUGCUGCAGCUAUGCAGGUCCCUUUUCCCUUCUAAUUUUUAAGUUUCCUGAGAGCAAAGUCUGUAUCUCCUUAAAGUUUGCAUCAUUUAUAAAGUGUAUUAACUGUAUGUAGUAUGCUUUCAAUAAAAGCCUGUGUUA